This is a messenger RNA of Puntigrus tetrazona (Sumatra barb), 4204 nucleotides long. It is a transcript of the gene zdhhc18b, whose product is annotated as zinc finger DHHC-type palmitoyltransferase 18b. The transcript is spliced from 10 exons. The coding region runs from base 799 to 2202 and encodes 467 amino acids. Gene Ontology annotation, biological process: protein targeting to membrane; peptidyl-L-cysteine S-palmitoylation. Gene Ontology annotation, cellular component: endoplasmic reticulum; Golgi apparatus. NCBI's taxonomy places the organism in Eukaryota, Metazoa, Chordata, Actinopteri, Cypriniformes, Cyprinidae. The record is from RefSeq and is a predicted model, not a curated record. Gene Ontology annotation, molecular function: protein-cysteine S-palmitoyltransferase activity.
AUACAUAUAUACACAUAUAUACAUAUAAAUAAAUGAUUUCGCCAAAGCAUUCAGGAAUUGCAACCAUGUUGUAACCAGCAUUGAUAAACAAGAGUCAUGGGUCUCUUUAUGGUUCUGCCCUUUUAGGGUUAAAUACAAGUGGUUUACGGGGUUUAAAGUGGUUUAAAGGGUUACAGUGAUGCAUUAAAAGUGAUCCAGUGACAUUUCAACUAUUAUUUGUAAUGCUGCUUAUGAAUUUGUCAUUUUUUUAGUACUGUGAAAAAGAAAAGAAUAAAAAGAAAAAAAAAUUAAGCAUUUUACACUAAGCAAAUUGAUGAUAGAUAGAUAGAUAGAUAGAUAGAUAGAUAGAUAGAUAGAUAGAUGUGAAUGCCUCUGAUCUGUGAGAACGACACACUAAACAGCAUUGUCUGGUAAUCCAUGAGGAGCUUUCGAAAGAUUAUGACAUGAGCGAUAUUACGCAGCUGCUGCCAUGUGAAGAGCAUCUGAGGACUGUAGCGUCACAUCCUGCGCGCGAGCAUCAUCCGCGCGCGGGUCCUCGUCCGCCGCGCUCUCCUGUAAACAGCGACGCUCGCCCGGCGCGCGUUCGCGUUACCGUCACGCCGAGGGAGGACGCGUCUGUGACGUCGCCUCCGCCGCCGCGUUCCGUCACGUGCUGCUAAAGCCGUCGCGUUCCGCCGCGCGCCGAGCGGACCGCGAUCCGUUCGCGUAUAAAGCGGGACGCGGCCGUGGAAUGACGCCAUUGCGCGACGCCUCUCCGCGCAGCAGCUGAUGUUCGACGGACGCCGCGCGCCGUGAAGGAUGAAAAACCGCGAAUAUCAGCAGAUAGAUCCGCAGGCGCUCGCGACGCCUCCGCCGCGACCUCCGCCCGAGCACAAGCCCAAACGAGUCCGGAGAAAAUGGGAGGUGUUUCCCGGGAAAAACCGCUUCUGCUGUGACGGGCGCAUCAUCGUGGCGCGUCAGAGCGGCGUCCUGCCGCUCACUCUGGGGCUCAUCCUGCUCACCAGCGGACUCUUCUUCAUAUUCGACUGCCCGUUCCUGGUGAAGCACCUCACCAGCUGCAUCCCGGCCAUCGGAGGGGUCCUGUUUGUUUUCGUGAUCGUCUCCCUCCUCCAGACCAGCUUCACGGAUCCGGGGAUUCUGCCCCGGGCCACACCAGAGGAGGCCGCCGACAUCGAGAAACAGAUCGACAACCCGGCGGGCUCGUGCUCGUCCUACCGGCCGCCGCCGCGCACGAAGGAGGUCGUGAUCAAUCAGCAGGUGGUUAAACUCAAGUACUGCUUCACCUGCAAGAUCUUCCGGCCGCCGCGCACCUCCCACUGCAGCCUGUGUGACAACUGUGUGGAGCGCUUCGAUCAUCACUGCCCCUGGGUCGGCAACUGUGUGGGGAAACGAAACUAUCGCUUCUUCUACACCUUCAUCGUCUCGCUGUCGUUCCUCACGGCCUUCAUCUUCGGUUGUGUAACCACCCACCUGGCUCUAAGGUCACAAGGAGGAAAUGGGCUGGUUUUCGCUCUCCAAGCGAGUCCUGCCAGUGCUCUUGAGUUAGUGGUUUGCUUCUUUUCAGUUUGGUCCAUUUUGGGCCUCUCAGGCUUCCAUACGUACCUGGUGGCGGCAAAUCUUACUACCAAUGAGGAUAUUAAAGGCUCGUGGUCAGGGAAAAGUGGAAACGAGGAUGUUGGAAAUCCUUACAGUUAUAACAGCAUUCUGAAAAACUGCUGCUCUGUGCUCUGUGGGCCCAUGCCCCCCAGCUUGAUCGACAGGCGAGGCUUUGUGCCCUCCGAUGACUCCGUCCAGACCAGUCCCGUGGAAGUCGAGCUCCCGGCUGCUAAAAACGACAUAAACAUGGUAGGAAGAGCAUCAUAUUUAUGCACACAGGGAACCAAAGGUCUGCUGGAAACGGCCUCUCGAUCUCCUCUCCUCACAAGCUCCUGUCCGCAGGCCAAACCUCAAGCCGUGCCGGCCGUCUUGGAGACUCUUCCAGAGAUCGUCCCGUCACCUGCUCCGGAGCUGCCCAAGGCCGCUGGAGGACGCCAGUCGACCAACACACCUCACAAACAUCACUCGCACCACAGGUCCAAGGCGAAACAAACCACUCAUCACACCCACAAGACCUCCAACUCCUCCCCAAGACCCCAUCACAGCCACAGUUCAAGACGGAAAGACUCCAAGAACAGAGACCCAAAAUUCAGUUCUCUGCGCUGAGCAGUCGGUCCUGUGAUGGAGCACAUCAAUACAUUUCUCUGAUUAUUUGAAUUUGUCUUCAUGAGAUUGAUUGAUUUAAAAAAAAAAAACAGGUAUGAUACUUGCAGAAAGAUGUCCAGGUUUAGGAAACCGGUGGCUGUUAUUCAUCCGUAGAGGAAUACCAUCACCUCUGCAACCUGGAGAGCAAAUAUGAAGUAAGGACUUCCGUUAACAGAUCGAUGACUGGAAAACUCGGCAGUGUUUCAGUUUAAACAAGCACAAAGGUCUCAGAGUGAACUGCAGAGCAAUUGUCAGUCUUAAGAGCGAGUUCCAAAAUGAGCUUCAUCAGAACAGCAAUAAUGGAACAAGAACACUGUCGUCCUCGAUGUGGACAUAAACUCUGGGAUCCAUUUCUCUGGCCUCUUUUAGGUCUCAUUGGUCAUGCUUCAGUAAGCAAAGGACCAAUUGUCUUUAUGCAAAAAAUAAGAGCAUGCCUGGAGACUAUAGCUCACGAUCAUUCUUCACUCGUCAUAGGGCUGCACGAUUUAUUCCAAUCAUUAUCACGGUUUCUGCCCCUCUCGAAUUUAAGCAUUUGUAAAGUCUGCAACACUCUGCACAUUUUUUUAUUUAUUUGUCAUUUGAUUAACCGUACAUUUGUAAUCAACACUCCACUAGUUGCCAUAUGUCAAGAGUUCAAAAUCCCAUUAACCCCAUGUUUCCAUUAACCAGUGUUAAGUGACUAAAAACAUGAUUUCACCUCUUGCGAUAAGGAUGUUGAUAGGUUUAUGUAUAUCGUAGCCACUGCACUGGUCGCUGUUUUCAGGAGGAGACACAGAGGAGUUAUCUUCAGCUAAGCAUCAUAGAUCCGAGCCUCUUCUGGGAUGCUUCUGCAAUACGAUAUAAACACGGUACUUGAUUAAAGUGUCUGCGAUCAGCUCCAGUGUCGGAGCCGUAAUACGACAGAAACGUCUGCAGUGUAAGUAAUGGGUUAUUCAAGCAUUAGAGGCAAGGAAAGCCCUUUAUACUUCAGAACGGCCACAUAGCACAUCAAAGGAUGAUCAUGUGACCUGUAAAUGCAAAAAACUGUUGGAGCUUUGCGAAAUGCUUUUUUUUUUUUGAGUUGCCUAAAAAGCCACCUCAUAUGAGCAUGAACUUUUUUUGCGAUGGGGGGAGUUUUUGAGAAACUGACAUUUUUCAUUUUGUUCAGUUUGCACAAUUUGUAAGGUAAUGGAAACACAGCUACUAGCUACUUUUUACACAUUUUACCUACUUUUCAUCGAAAAUAAUGCGCAACACUAAUCUUCCCAACUUGGCAACCAUUCACAACCACUUCUAUGUUAAGUAAAAAGCGCUUUUGAGCUAAAAACAAGAAUUUAGCAAUCUGUUUUUAUGUGAUUGUGCUGUUUGCAGCAACUAAAUCUGCGAGUUGACAUUCUCUUUAAUGAAGGUGCAAUAAUUCUAAUGAAAUGUAAAAAAAACAAGUUUGUUUUUGAGUGAAAUGAUCGCGAUCAACCAUUUCGCCAUUAUCAUGCAGCCUCGAUCAUCAUGAUGUACAAGAAUCUUCUCACCAGUAAUUCAUUAUUUUCCCAAAGGACUUCAGCAUGAUUUUGUAACGUAUUGUGUUUGAACAUGGUAUUAAGUGUGCACAAGUACCUGCUAAUGUGAAUGAGAUGAAGUUCCCUGAUCACAGUGUUGAAGCUCUAGUUGAAAAGUUCGGAGUGUUUCUCUCUAAACCUCUUCACACCGCAGUCCUGCCCCACUGCUGUCUAUCAGUAAUUAGUAAAGGAACAGUCUUAAUGCACUAACUCUCGAUGCAGCAAUACUGUAAUGUUUUAGUUCUUCAUCGUUGGACUCGUGUGCUAUGCGUGGACACUUAGUGUUCGAAUGGGAAUGUGGGUGUUGUAUUGUUAUCCAGGUUUCGACUUAAUAUGCAAACUGAAUGUUAUUUAUGAAUGCUGAAAUCGAUCCUCUGUUUCUUAAGACCUCUGCAGCAUUUGCACAAAUAAAUACAAAGUACUAACAA